UCCUCUGCCCUCCGCCGCUCCACCCCGUCAUCAACCCAGGCUGGCUCAUCCGGGUGGACCGUUGAAGACGAACAAGGCUGCAGCUUUGGCGAAAUUUCUCGACAGGAAAUUGAAGGAGCCGAAUGGAUUGUCUUCUGUUGAUCCAAGACUCGUCGAGCUCGCUGUAAGAAAUGCUAAAGAGACUGUCCAAUCAAACUUCUGUAUUCUGCAGGACGUACCAACGAGGAAGCUGAUUGGCGUGGGUAAAUUUCGUGAUGGUCUUUAUUACUUGGAAUCUCAAGAAAGUGAAAGGGUGGCAAUGUCAGUCUCUAUUAGUUCAGAUAUAUGGCAUCAACGGUUGGGACAUGCAUCUGAUGGAAAAUUACAUCAUAUUAAUUCUCUCAAGGGUUUUCGACGGAGUGAUAAUUUUUGUGAUCCAUGCAUCCGUGCUAAGCAGACUAGACUGCCAUUUCCUACAAGCUCCAUUAAGACAACUCGCUGUUUUGAAUUGAUACAUUGUGACAUAUGGGGAGGCUAUAGAUGUGAUUCACUCUCUGGAGCACGGUGGAACAUCUAGAUCAGGAAGAUUAAUUCAGCAUGUGGAUUCUUUUGGUGAAUAUGAGCAUUCUUCCGAUGGGGAGGAGGUAAAAGUUUCUGUGUGUACAAAAAAAAGUAAGAAGCAGAAAAAGAAAAAGAAGAAGGAAAAGAGAAGCAAAAAACAGAAGUUGGAUCAUUCCGACUGUUAAUGGAUGAAAACCCCCAAAAAGAAGCAGAAACUGUAAUAUUUUUUUUUGAGUGAGCAAGAAAGCUAUGAACUCUUUUGGAUGCAAAUGCAGUUGAGUUCCCACAUUAAGUGACGUUUUUUUGCACUUGAAAUGCAAUGUUGUGAGGACUGACGGGUUGUGAUGACAAGAAGCUUAGCAAAAAAUUGUAACUUGGGCUCAAUGGCGACCUUUGGAUCUCAAAAAUUGUUAUUGGAAUGAAAGAAAUGCCAAUGAAGGGUUUUCUUUUAUGCUUGGAUUCACCUUGCAAAAUGCAAUGGAAAGAGAAAUGAUAAAUGCUUCUUGGAUAUGAAUAGAUCAUUUUGUACUUGCAUCAUAUCAUUUUCAUUUUCAUUUACCCAGUGCCGCAAAGGCUCCCACCUACGGUGGAGUAGGGGGGGUCAGAUGUACGCAAUCGUACCCCUAUACUUGCAUCAUAUAAAUAUAUAAAUAAAAAU
Molecule: messenger RNA, 1198 nt
Organism: Cuscuta epithymum
Lineage: Eukaryota; Viridiplantae; Streptophyta; Magnoliopsida; Solanales; Convolvulaceae
Source: the annotation of a GenBank genome assembly